This is a messenger RNA of Caenorhabditis sp. 36 PRJEB53466, 3338 nucleotides long. The record is from the annotation of a GenBank genome assembly. Lineage: Eukaryota; Metazoa; Nematoda; Chromadorea; Rhabditida; Rhabditidae.
AUGGCGACGACGAAGUUCUACACGAAACAACGGUGCAAUUGGACGGAAGGGAGGGACGCGAAGGUGGACGAGGUGAUGCGCGAAUGGAUGCACAAGUGAGCAAGAAGCGGGAGACGCAGACAAACUGAAAUUUAGAUAAAAAUUAUUGAGAAGCCUUUUAUCAACAAAAAAAAACGCGACUAUUCUUUGGUUUCCAGAUUCUGCACAUUCCAAGACGUCAAAAUUUGCAUAUCGACGUUCAACGUGAACGGAAAAAGCCCUUUGUCUGUUUUCCCGACGUGGUUCUCUCAAAAACGGGAAGAUGUUGCCGAUUUUUAUGCAAUCGGGUGAGUUGGUUAAAGACUGGAAAACAUGGAGCACGUGGAAGAGUUAAGAUCAAAAAAAUUGUCAGCAAACGAUAAGAAAACUGAAAGAUAAGGUGUUUUGGUUCUUUUCAACCCUCCCAAAUACUAUUGCUUGAAAAAUGGUGCGUUUUUAGAAGCAAGUAGUUAGAAUUCAUUUAAACUUCAAUGAAGAAAAUUGCAGUCUACAAGAAAUGGACCUUUCCGUCGGCACGUACAUCAUAGACAACACGAAAAAGAUGGAAGAAUGGGUGGAUUCGAUACACAGCUCACUUCCAGGCGGACGAACUCAUUAUAAAGUGGUAAAGAAUUCGAUCUCAUUUUUAAUUCUCAUCCUUGACCUUUUCCAGAUCCGUUCAAUGCGUCUUGUCGGCAUCUUCGUCAUUGUCUUCCAGUCGUUUCACAGUCAGAUCGAAGUGAGCGAAGUGAACGUGAAGUACGUGGCAACUGGCAUUUCGGUGCUCGGCAGCAAGCUAGGCAACAAGGGCGGAACGGCCAUCUCGAUGAAGAUGAACGACACGUGGGUGUGCUUCGUGAAUGCUCAUUUCGCCGCCGGCAACAAUGAAUUGGAGCGGAGGAAUCAAGACUUCAGAGAUAUCAACGACGGCGUCGUUUUCUAUCCGAGCAGCCAGCAGGACGGAUUGGUGAGUUCGUCUCUUUUUGAUCUCUCCGCAAAUUUCAAUUGUUUUUUUCAGCGAGAUCGAACUCUCGAAGUUCCGGUACUAACCCUCAUUGAUCACGACGUCGUCUUCUGGUUUGGCGAUCUGAACUAUCGACUGAACACGGAAAACGUUGGGAUUUCCAACGAAGAAGUCCGACGGAUUGCUUCGAGUAAUCGAUUCGGAGAGCUUCUUCAGUACUGCCAGCUCCGCGAGCAAAUGACUCUCGGUCAUGCGGGAGUAUUCAAAGAUUUCGAAGAGCCGACGACAUUUGGAUUCCGACCCACGUACAAAUACGAUUGCGGAACGAACACUUGGGACACAAGCGAGAAGGGAAGAGUUCCCGCUUGGACGGACAGGAUUUUGACGUUCAAAAAGUACCCGCAAGUCGGAUUAGACGUUAUGUAAGUGUUAUAACAGUCCGGCUUCUAAGAUUUCUAAGAGAACUUUCCAGACGACCUAUGGAAAGUGUGGAGACGAUCACCGUUUCGGACCACAAGCCCGUUCGUGCGAUAUUCAGUUUAAAAGUGAAAAAGAUUGAUGAGAAGGGCGCGAAUCUAGUUUACGAGGAGGCGAUUCGAGAAGCGGACAGAAGAGCGAACGAGGCAUUGCCGCAAGUGCAGCUCAGUGUGAACGAGGUCGACUUUGGAGUUGUCAACUAUUUGGAGCCGAAGACGCGCAGUGUCGUCGUGCAGAAUGUUGGAAAAUCGAAGGUGAGGAGAGCAAAAAUAAAUUUUUCACAUGAAAAAAAACAAACAACACUUUUUUGCAUAGAAUUUUGGUGAACGCGCUCUAUGUAGAAAACUCACAUGCAUUUCCCACCCAGUUCGUUACUAGUGAGACCUAGUUGAAUUGGUCGAUCAAUGCGAUGUCGCUCUCUUUCGUUUUCAUAAUAAUUUGCAUGUGACCCGUUCCCGUUCGUGCUGCACAGCCGAGGGAAAUCCCUCCGAUCGGCACCAAUUUUUCGUUGUUUUUCCAUCAAUCAAACACGCAAACACACAGUGAUCAAUUCAUCACAUGACCCCCAUCCUUUUGUGUAAAUAUUCCCCGUUUUUCCAGGUGCGCUUCUCGUUUAAAGUUCGUCCGAACGCGCACAACAGUCAGGAGAUUUGCGAGAAAUGGCUAAUGGUAAGCGAAUGAAAAAGGGAAGAAAAGAUGGUUGUCUGAUUACUGCAUUGUUUGUUCUCUUUCCUGUCCUUUUGAAUUAGAAAAGAAAAAGAAAAAGCGUGCGAGAAGAUGGCAGAAUUCCGGUUCGAGAUAGAAAUCUUCUGGGGCUUCUCCCCCUCGUCCUACCAUCCCUCCGCCGCUUUCUCUGCCAUUUUUCGGGAAUAUUCCGAUGUUCUUGCCUUCAGGUGACACCGACACACUAUCAAAUACCCCAAGGAUCUUCCAUGGAGGUUCGGAUUGCUAUCCGCUUGUUUGAUUUAUUCAUUUCAUUUCCAGAUUAAUCUGACUGUCUCCAUCACUACAGACAUUGUCCGCAAGAUUCCGGGCAUGUCACGAAACGGACAGCUACAGGAGAUCCUCGUGCUGCACUUGGAAAGAGGAAGGGACUACUUCAUUCCCGUGGCGGCCACCUACAACAACUCGGUCUACGGAACCUCUCUCGAUAAACUGUUGGCGAUGAGACCCAAAGCGGAAGUGAACCUUAUUGACUUUGUGAGUAAUGAUUUUAUGAAUGUAGUACUCACUGCGCUUCCCAGGGAGAUGAUUUCUCGAUCUCGUCCGAUGACUGUCCUCCCGACGUUCCGCGCGUCGUUUAUCGCCUAGUCCGAACUCUCCGAGCACGCGGAGCCCAUCAGUUGAAUCCGAACGAAGACCAGGACAAUGCCGUGUUCAACCAGAUCAGAUCGGCUCUCGAAUCGGGUCAUCCGGACGAUCUUAGCAAAACGGGCUCAUCGUUCAUGCUCUACAGCGCCCUUAUUCGGUUAUUGGACUCUCUGGACGAGCAAAUCGUUCUGGAGGGAAUGGCAAAAAUGAUACACGGCGAGAUGAUCAAGUACAGGACGGAUGCGAGACAGUGAGUCGCUUGUGGCGUGUCGAGAAUUCCAGAAUCUUUGCAGGCUGUGGUCAGUAGUCCGUUCCAGUCUUCCGAAGCCGAACCAGGCAGUUCUCGAGCUCGUUUGCCUGAUGCUUCGCGAGUUUUUCAGUCAGAAAUACGAACUCAAAAGUGCGUUUUGCUCAUUUUUAGCGUACUAACCAAUUUCCAGCUUCAGAUCAACUGUCCCUCUGGUCGACCGUUCUUUUCCGAUACGAAUCGGACGAGAAGUUGCACGGAAUGUUCAGCACCGCCCUGUCGACAAUGUGCGAAUACGGGCCAGACGUGGCGCUCGGAUAA